UUCUUAAAAGGGGAAAAAAGGAAAAGGGAAGCACAGAAAAGAAGAAAACUAUAUAUAUACAUAUCAUAAUAGUGUAUCGUUUACCGUCAAGAAGAAGGCUCCACAUAUGCUUAUCUUACCUCAAGGGGAGUCCUUCUGCUGGCGACACUUGUGGCCUGCGACGGUUCCAGCCGAUGCCCACUAGUCCUUGUAUGUCGUUUUUCUGUGAUUUUGUGGCUCCCCUGCCCUCCCUUCACUGAUCUCUAUUUAUUACGAAGCUUCACGCGUCAGGCGUGUUCGGUAAGUUGUGAGUGUUCGCCGUGCUCGAGGAAAAAAAAAAAAAAUUGCUGAGAAUGCCUGCUCUGCCCUUCGAGAUCGUCGAAGAUAUCCUCCGCCGGCUGCCGGUGAAAUCACUGAAGCGGUUCCGCGCCGUCGCCAAGUCGUGGUGUUUUCUCAUAGACAGCGAGCGUUUCGCCAAGUUGCAUUUGCAGCAGUCAUUGAUUUCGAACACCAAUCGGAGUCUGAUUCUCGGCGGGCUCGGGCUUUACCGGAUCGGUUUGGAUUCGCUCGAGGAGGCUGAGGUUAUCAAACCCCCGUUUUACUAUAGGAGUGUUGAUGGAAUCUCGAAUUCAUGCAACGGUGUGGUUCUGGUGAUGUGCGAGCCCGCUGUUCUCUGGAACCCUUUCUCUGCGGAUUUCAAAGUUUUGCCGGAAUGUUCUGAUGGAUCUCCGACGGAGGUGGAAUUGUACCCCAGGACGACGUAUGGAUUUGGCUACGUUUCGAGAACCGAUGAUUACAAGGUCGUUAGGGUUGUGGAAUUUAGGCAUAAAAUCAACCAUUUUUGGAUGUAUGCGGAAUCUUCGAUCUACAGCCUUAGAUCCAACUGCUGGACGAAAAUCGACAGUUUCCCUUACCCGCUACCGUUCUUGAGAGGACACUGGCGUGUGCACGUCAAUGGCGCGCUGCACACUCUCGAAAUAUCCGAUCUGAUGGACUCCGCGAGGAUAAUGGCCUUCGAUUUGGAUACUGAGAAGCAUAAUGAAUUGACGAUGCCUCCUGGAAUUCAAGCCAGGAACUUCGAUCUGAAUCUGGAUAUGAUUGGUGGGUGUCUUUCUGUGGUUUGCUCUCGCAGAUCCAGGGUGAUAGUGUGGGUGAUGAAAGAGUAUGGAGUGAAGGAAUCUUGGACUAAACUGUUUUCCAUUAGCUUUCCUGAAAUCGAAAGGGAUGAUUUCCUGAAGCUUCUGGUAUAUUCCCAGGAUGGGAAUAGGGUUCUGCUGAAUUGUGAUGACAAGAGGCUUGUUUGGUAUGAUUUGAGGAAGAAAACUGCUGAGAAAGUUUGUGUGGAAGGUAUACCUUUCGUGUUCUAUGCUGAAGCUUGUGUUGAGACGCUCAUUUCUCCUGACAGUUCUGGAGAGGUCAAGAAACUGCAACAUGUUGAAACCAAGCGGAGCCAGGAGAAAAGGAAGGUGCAGAAGAUCAGGAAUAAAAGGGACGAUUUCUUGUCAGAAGGAUUUAAGUUGGUACUCUAGGAAUUGCAAACAUACAAUAUACAGAGAGCGUAUUUAUGGAGGCUAAAGUGAAUAGCAAUGGACUCGGCUGCCAAGAAAUCAACCGGGGAAAGAAAAAGCUCACUCUAUUCUUCUGUCAAGGUUAACUACUCUAGCAAUCAACAUAGAUCUGUGGUUGCUGUUGGUGAGCAAAGUUGAAGUUUGGCUGGGUGACCUCAACAAGACCCGCGUGCUUAGUCAAGAUUGAAGGAUAGUUUUCUGAGUGUUGUCGGAAAGUCACUUGGCUGCGCCGCGGCCAACGACUCCCAUGGUGCUUCUUUUGUUACCAGCAACAGGAGAAAUUAAAGCACUCUAGGCUGGAGUAAAUAUGAAUAUCAACUAAGUAUCCUGUGGAUAUGUCUUUUUAACUAACUUUUUAAAACUCAUACUGACAUGAGAAUUAUCUAUCUUUUGAAGCACUAUGUAGUUUUGUCUUUGGUUAAUCUUAUGCUUGUGUGUUACUCCA
Andrographis paniculata is the source of this 1992-nucleotide messenger RNA. RefSeq names its product F-box protein CPR1. The record is from RefSeq and is a predicted model, not a curated record. Gene Ontology annotation, molecular function: protein binding. NCBI's taxonomy places the organism in Eukaryota, Viridiplantae, Streptophyta, Magnoliopsida, Lamiales, Acanthaceae. The transcript has 3 exons. Bases 333 to 1508 code for a protein of 391 amino acids.